Messenger RNA from Penicillium malachiteum, 1134 nucleotides. RefSeq lists its product as uncharacterized. Lineage: Eukaryota; Fungi; Ascomycota; Eurotiomycetes; Eurotiales; Aspergillaceae. Bases 1 to 1134 code for a protein of 377 amino acids. The transcript has a single exon. The record is from RefSeq and is a predicted model, not a curated record.
AUGCUUUUCCAAACGCUUAUUACGUCCUUUCUCAUCGUGUCCGCGAGCGCUCAUUCCUGGGUCGAGGAAAUCAGGAUUAUCGCACCCAACGGAACAUUCACAGGAGAUGCAGGAUACGCCCGAGGCAACUGGCGCCGCACGGCAGCUGGAUUCAACGAUACGACUAUGACCUAUCUCAUUCCUCCUGAUGGGCAGGCCAAUAUCACAGUGGUCUACAAUACAACGAAGAUGUGCAAAAACUCGCAGCAAACAGAAACCCAAAGUUCUGGGAGCCCUCGACUGCAGGCCAGUCCGGGCGAUGCAAUCGCAUUACGAUACCAGGAAAACGGUCAUGUCACUCUACCUUGGAAUCAGCCAGGCAAGCCCCCAAACCGAGGCACCGUAUACGUGUACGGUACAACAUCCCCCAAAGUCGGCGAAAUUUUCGACGACGUUCACAAAGUGUGGAACUGGAAUGGCACCGGCGGCGAUGGUCGCGGUAGACUUCUUUCCAUGCAAAACUUCGAUGACGGCCGAUGCUACCAGAUCAAUACUGGUAACAUCUCGGAAUACCGUCAAGAAAAGUAUCCGCACGAGGCAAACCAGCUGAUGGGUGCCGAUCUGUGGUGUCAACAAGAUAUCGAGCUGCCAACCACUGCGCCGAGUGGAAAGGUGUACACUCUUUACUGGGUUUGGGAUUGGCCCACUCUCCCAGAUAUCGAUCCUACCUAUCCCGAUGGGAAGGUCGAGAUCUAUACGACCUGCAUUGAUAUCAACGUUGAGGGCUCGAGCGUCAAUCAGACAGACAGCUAUGCCUCAGACCAAAGUCUCAACAGUGCAUCAAUAGAAUCCGAGCUGGACGAUUUGACAAGUGAAGAUGCUGUAAGCUGGGAUUCUGCGGUAGAUCAACCAUCAGCCUCAACCUUGACCUCGUCCUCGGCUGUACAGGUGGAGACUAGUACGUCUGCAUCGAGUACAGAAGCGGCCGUCCAGCCGACGACAAGUGUGGCUGCGGGAGUCGACUCUGUCAACUCUCAAACUUCUACUGUGACCGUUACUGUAGGUGAGAUUACUGCAUGGCGAACAGUUACUAAAGUCGAGAUGUUCGACCGAACAGUGACCGUUACUGGAUGUCCAUCAGCAACGGGUGGUUGA